Molecule: messenger RNA, 3090 nt
Organism: Closterium sp. NIES-67
Lineage: Eukaryota; Viridiplantae; Streptophyta; Zygnematophyceae; Desmidiales; Closteriaceae
Source: the annotation of a GenBank genome assembly
AUUUGACCAAUGGAAUGACCGCCGACUACUUACAGCACAUGAAGUUUACACGUCAGAAGAUUCCAAAUUGCAGAUUUCAUUCGCCGGACUCCAACCACGACGUGACUACAUCGAACUUCCAGGAAUGAAGGGGAGUGUUGUGGUAAAUGAAGUUUCGCAUUCCUGCAAGUUCCGUUUUCAGUGUAGUUAGCAGUAUCGAGUUUCUCAGUAAGUAAACAGGUCCGAGUGCUGAUGUCAGCAAAGCAUCGUGGGUCUCGGCAUGACGUCAGCAUACUGCUUCAGUUACGCGAUUAGGCGUAACGAACCGUUUCAGUCACGCGAACAGUCGCGGCCCUAUAGUAUGACGAAUAGUCUACCAUUCCAGCAAAGAUCCUUGGUUAAGUACUCGUGUUUGUAGAUUCUAUACUUAGUCUACUACAACACCAGACGUUUUAUUUCAUGGUAUGAGAGCUAUCUGGAAUUAAGACUACCGUCAACUAUGACUGGUUCAUCACCAGCACCAUCUGCUGGAUCAGUUACUGGGACUACUGGAGCACAUGUCUCCACUACUGCCACUGGUCUCUCAGCCUCUGGGCCAUUACCACCAGCCUACGCUAAUAUCGGUAUGCAACAGCAGAAUCCACCUUCUGUCAAUACUCCAGGUGCUCCAUCGACUGCACCUGCAGCGCAACAGCAACAAUCACAGACAUCAGCACAUCAACAAGCGUCGGUACAGCCACCAGUUUCAACGCAAUCGAUUUCAUCUGCGUUCAGUGGAAUGAGCCUUGACGGCUCAAUACAGCAACAGCAACAGCAACAAUAGCAGCAACAACAACAACAACAACAGCAACAGCAACAGCAACAACAGCAACAGCACGGCAUUGUUUUUCAGCCUCCAAAUUUACUUAACAAUACUCAGAUCAAGACAACCGUACCUUUUAAUGGUGUUGACUUCUACUCCUGGAGCUUUGAGUUUGAGCUUCUGGCGCAGUCCGCUGGGCUAUGGCCGUUCUUCACUGGCGAGUUUACGUAUCCUGUCGUGGGAACACAAGUGGAGCAGCAGAGUUUCUUGCACGCCUCUCUCGGGGCAUAUACAGUUCUUGUACGGAACCUGUCGCCGAAGGAGCAGCUCGGCGUCCGAUCUUUUCACUCAAGUUUUACACCAGCCGAAACUGCAUGGAAUUAUCGAAAGGGGUAUACAUGGCAAAGGAUACGAUAACAGUGAGUAAAAUACUUUCGCAGCUGACAAGUGUGCAGAUGAUGACAAACGAAAAUGUCAUGGACUACGUUAACCGUGUCCGUACACUACGCGAUCAACUGGAGAAAAGUGGAGGAUACUUCCCUCGUGAGAUGUAUCUCACGGUCCUUCUUGCUGGCCUUGGACCCGAAUGGCGACAGAUGCGCGCCUUCCUGCGUAUGAACCCAAACCUCUCCGAAGCUGAAAUUUCGUCGUAUCUUCAAGCAGAACAGCAAGAUCUUGACCUGCAGUUACAACGCAACAAAAAGAGGGAUAUACAACUCAGUUUCUAUUCAACAGCAACUCGACGUCCUCGACACUUGUGUCAAAUUUGCAACAAGGGAGGACAUUCUACCGACCGAUGCUAUUUUAACAAGAAGUAUUUACCUCAUGAAGAAUCGCAGAGGACGCAAUCAUCACAGCAACUACGACAGCCUUCGAAGCAGUUUUUGCAGAAUCCUACGCCUCCAAAAUCAGCAUCUGCAAUAUCAACACCACCAACGACACUCAGUUCUGCCCCUCCAAGCAACUCAUCAAAGCCGACAGCCACUACUUCAAACUCUGCCACUAAUACGGUAACUUCAAAUUUUCGUUUACCUACUUCAUCCACUCACAUGGUCAAUUGCAGUACAGAUACUGAUACUUGGUACUUGGAUAGUUGUUGUGGCCAUCAUAUGGUCUCUUCAACCAAUCCUUUCAUCUACAACCGUCGUCGACUUCUUCAACCCUGCCCAAUCACACUCGCCAACGGUCAAACAAUUUCAGCAGAAAAUAUCGGCAAAGAAAAUCCGCACGGUCGGAAACUGCACGACACAGGAGCAAGAGUUAAUACAUGAUGUGGACAACACGUACAUCGGAAGAGCAGCAACAAAAAAUGGCGUAUUCGUCUUACGCUUCAAGGCUGCAAAAUCUUCCGAAGAUGUCACUCUCCCUCAAGCUCCUUCAAUCAUUGCAGCAGCCGCUUUGGUAACCGUUCCACCGAUUGAACUCAGCCGCAGCGAAGAAGAAACUCCUAGUAGCAGCCCCACCGACACACCUGCCGUUAAUAUCAAGAAAGAUAUUAGUCACGAAUACGAAGAAAUUCUGCAACUCGCACCUGAAAAUCUCUUCGACGCGACAACUACUCUCGACAAGCCUUCAGAUACGUCUUCAACUACCAGUAUCUCAGAAAAAGGUUAUGCACUCUCAAGGUUUCUCCUACCUUCAUAUUUCAUGCUCUUGAUUCUUGCUUGGCUGGCCAUAGCAGCAAGCGAGCUCCGUACCCCGCUGCAAACUUUCCUACACUACAGAGAAGCCGCUUACCAGACUACGACUUCCACCGUCUACGAGCAAGGCACGGGCCUCAACUGCUACCAAACCCCUCGUCAUCGCGUUCAACAAUGCAAUGAAGCAGAAGGGUUGAACAGGACCCUACACGAGCUACGUGAGCAGCUGCGUGCACUGCUGACUCAACAAAUUUCUCUGCCCGUCACUUCACGAUUCUCUGUCAAGCCUCCGGAUGUUGUCGAGGCUCCUCUCCACUACGUGCAACACUCUCGUGGUUUUGCAUUCGUCCCCUUUGGCCUUGCCACGUUCAUUGGCGCAACCCCAACCACUUUCAACCCGACUCAUUUUUACUCUGCCGAAGUGAGGGGGGGAAGGAGGAUCUACACGCACUUCGUCAAAGCCAAAAUUCGUCAUCAACAAGGGAAGCACGCGAUUGGUCUACCAUUUGACCAAUGGAAUGACCGCCGACUACUUACAGCACAUGAAGUUUACACGUCAGAAGAUUCCAAAUUGCAGAUUUCAUUCGCCGGACUCCAACCACGACGUGACUACAUCGAACUUCCAGGAAUGAAGGGGAGUGUUGUGGUAAAUGAAGUUUCGCAUUCCUG